AUGCUGGGAUGGGUAAAAGACUGGACAUCCUGGAUAACGCCUUGCGUGCGCACGAAGCCGAUGACAAAGCUGACUCCCGAGAUGGCAGCAGACUUUCUGGGCUGUGACCCCGAGGGCGUUGCCAUCCGGAGCAUGGUUGUUGCUCACACGUCUCAGGUCCUCUAUGCUAUCUGCAGCGAGGCGAUCAAUGUCGUCCUGCCGCGGAUCAACUUCGAGCUGGGGGGCAAUCUGUCGGAGUUCGCACGCAUGCAGGAAGGCAUCAAUCUCCUGCAGGCCGGAGGCGGCGCCGCCUUCGGCGUUUUUGCGGAUCGCUAUGGCCCGAAAGCCGCUCUGCUGGCUGCACACAGCGCCGCAAUCUUCAGUAGCAGCAUCUUUGCGACUGCUCACUCGAAGCCUUUUCUGUAUGUGGGGUGUCUGCCCCUUGUGGCUAAGCAUGGCUAUCAGGCAGCGCAACAAGUUGCAACACUGCACUCAUCCAGAGACAGCCGCACCAAAGCCUUGGGCCGCAUAGGGACUGCCUACGGCCUGGGCUUCCUUGCAGGGUCUGUCUUGAUUACUCGACUGGCCGACGAUUUCAGCCCACGAGGCAUUGCCGCCUGUUCUGUGGCUUUGGACGUCUGCACGCUGCUCAUGGUCUGGGUUGUGUAUCCACAAGAGCAGAACCUGCCACAGCACGAGGUGGUGAAAAGGGGACUGGGCGACCUUUUGCGCCACCGGCAUGUGCCAACGUUGCUUUUCUUCAAGACGGUCACAACAGGCAGUGCAGGCAUGGUCCUGGGACUGUUACAGCAGUUUGCCUUGGACCCUUUCAAGAUGUCCCUAUCCUCAGCAGGGCUCAUGACUACGUACAUUGGCGUGGCCUACCUCUUGGCCCAGGCGGUCAUUGCCCCGGCCAUCGGAAGCCGAAGUCCUCGCACACUAGUCGCGGGAUCCUUUGUUGCAAUUGGUUGCAGUCUCGGCAGCCUGGCAGGCCUCACUGGCAGCAGUGGGGUGGUGUACGCAGCCCUGCUCGGGCCACUGGUGAUUUCAUCCCAUGCCUCUAAUGUGGCAAUGAACAGUGCCCUGACCCUUCUAGUUCCCAAAGAGGAGCAGGGGCAGGUGCUUGGAAUGAGCAUGGCCACCACCAGCAUCGGCUACUUGUGGGCGGUUUAUGAACACUUCGGCUUCCCUUCUGUGCCCCUCUCAGCUAUUGCCAUCCUAGGCUCUGCCACAGCCGCGUGCUUGCUGGCACUGGAAGUCUGGCCCGACACCAAGGAUGGGUGCGGUGAGUCCUAA
Molecule: messenger RNA, 1275 nt
Organism: Symbiodinium pilosum
Lineage: Eukaryota; Dinophyceae; Suessiales; Symbiodiniaceae
Source: the annotation of a GenBank genome assembly